AUGGUGCGGAUGUGGAAGGGUCAAAGUGCAUUAAGUUUAAAAAGUAUAAUGCAACCUGAGAUUAAGAAAUGCAUUGGCUAUCAAGUGAUUUGUAGGUUCCCCACGCUGGUGAAUAAGUGUAUGAUUUAUGAUAAGGGUUGCAUGGCUCAUUUUGUUCACUACAAGAGUGUUAGUAAAAGGAAGGGAAAUAACCAAUAUCGUGGAAAGCCGUAUAGUGCUCUAGAUGAAAAAGGGAAGCAGAGAGAUUCAGAUGAGAAAAAUCCAAGUGUGGGAGAGACUCUUGCUUCUGUCAAGUGCUUCAAGUGUGGUAAGUUGGGCCACUGUACUAAUGAGUGCAAGAAUAAUGUUCUGAGGAGAAACACAUUUGUUUGUUUGCUUGAUUGUGCUGAGAGGUUGAGUUUGAAAUUGCCUUCUAUUGUUGGAAAUAUGAUUAUUGAAACCCCGACUCUAGGUCAGGUAACCACUUCGUGGGUUUGUUUGAAUAUUCCACUUACUGUUUUCGGUAAAAAAAUUGGUAUGGAUUUAGUGUGUCUACCUUUGAUAAAUAUCGAUCUUAUUCUUGGGAUGAACUGGUUGGUGUUCAACCGUGUUCAUAUCAACUAUUACGAUAAAAUGGUGUCAUUUCCUGAUUUUGAUGCAAGCAAUGAAUUGUUUGUGUCAGCUAAGCAAGUGGAUGAGCUCGUAAAGGACGAGGCGGAGAUGUUUAUGAUACUAGCUUCUAUGAAGGAGGAAAGCAAAGUUAUGAUAGGCGAGCUACCUGUGGUGUGUGAUUUUCGAGAAGUAUUUUCAUAUGAUAUCAGUGAUUUACCGCUAGAGCGCGAGAUUAAGUUUUCUAUAGACUUAGUACCUGGUACUAGUCCUAUGUCGAUGGCUCUGUAUUGA
Lathyrus oleraceus (garden pea) is the source of this 882-nucleotide messenger RNA. RefSeq lists its product as uncharacterized. NCBI's taxonomy places the organism in Eukaryota, Viridiplantae, Streptophyta, Magnoliopsida, Fabales, Fabaceae. Bases 1 to 882 code for a protein of 293 amino acids. The transcript has 2 exons. Gene Ontology annotation, molecular function: nucleic acid binding; zinc ion binding. The record is from RefSeq and is a predicted model, not a curated record.